Colletotrichum gloeosporioides is the source of this 1158-nucleotide messenger RNA. Its product is annotated as Lysophosphatidylcholine acyltransferase. The transcript has 3 exons. Gene Ontology annotation, molecular function: 1-acylglycerophosphocholine O-acyltransferase activity. Gene Ontology annotation, cellular component: mitochondrial membrane. Bases 1 to 1158 code for a protein of 385 amino acids. Gene Ontology annotation, biological process: cardiolipin acyl-chain remodeling; inner mitochondrial membrane organization. The record is from RefSeq and is a predicted model, not a curated record. NCBI's taxonomy places the organism in Eukaryota, Fungi, Ascomycota, Sordariomycetes, Glomerellales, Glomerellaceae.
AUGGCGGCCACCGAGGCUGUGCCAGAUCGGCCCAGCUUGCCAUGGCGCAUGGCAUCAGCAGCUGUCAUGACCCUGACAGGAGCAAUUUCUCGAGUCUUUUUGUACGCCCUCAACGAUGUCCAGACGGAGGGUCAAGCCGAGUUUCUGGGCCUCUUGGACAAGCGUCGUGCUGGCCAUCUCGAUCGUGGUCUGAUCACCGGUAUUUAUGCUUUUCUAUCAACCACACUCGUCCGCAACCCCCCUCUUGGUCAAGAACGCGAUCCGCUGAUAAUGGGUUACCUCACGCAGUCUCCAAUCAUAUCAGCGUGUGGUCUGGACGACCCCCUGAUAUGGGGAGUCUUGCCACUCAGGUACAAUAUGAUCCCCGAAAACAGUCGUUGGAGCUUGGGAGCUCACGACAUCUGCUUCAAGAAUAGUUUCUUUACGACCUUCUUCACUCUUGGUCAAGUCCUACCGACUUACCGAAUGCUGCAUUCUCCCCACGGAGGGCUAUUCCAGCCAACCAUGACCCAGGCUAUCCGCAUACUCUCCGGUCCGGGCUCUGUGUACACUCGUGGCGCCACCUUCAAGGCUGGUGCCAACGAGAACUUCCAGUCGCCCGCAUUUUACGGCGUUAAUCAUAACGCGUGGGUUCAUGUCUUUCCGGAGGGAUGUGUACAUCAGCAUCCUCAGAAUGCCCUGAGAUACUUCAAAUGGGGAGUGUCACGGUUGAUCCUCGAGUCCGACCCUGCCCCUCAGCUGGUACCCAUCUUCAUCGAUGGAUUCAAAAACAUCAUGCCAGAGGACAGAGAAUGGCCACGGUUUUUGCCGCGCAUCGGUGCUAAGAUUCGAGUCAUUUACGGCAGCGCCGUCGAUGUCGAUGAAGUCUUCAGGGAAUCACGCUCAAAAUGGAAGCGUAUGGUACGAAAGCAAGAGGAGGUUUUAGGCAGGUCAUUGAACGCUGGCGAGGUACCUGAAGUACUCAAAGAUCACCCCGAGGCUAUUCAACUACGCAUAGAGGUCGCCAAAACUGUCAGGGCAAUGGUUCAGAACCUGAGGCUCAAGGCUGGCUACUCGGAUGAUGACCAUUCGUACGCGCUCGCAAAAACUUGGGAAAGAGAGCCCAAGACAAAGCAUUUCCAAAGUCCCGUCGAUGACAGUUUGGUCCGUAAGGAAUAG